ACACAAAAGAAAAAAAAAAAAAAAAAUCAGUUACAUAUUAAAAUUUUUCAGUUGUUCAACAAGUGAUGAUUAUUAAAUAAAAAUAAACUAAUAAUAUAUGACAACAUGAGUAACAUAUUGAAUUAUAAUUUACAAAUAAAUAAUUUAAAAAAAAAAGAAUUUAAAGAUGCUGUUAAUUAUAGUCUUGAUUGUUUAAAAUCAAAUAAUUAUUAUGAUGGUGAUAUAAAUUUAGAAAAUGAAACAAUAUCAUGGCGUGCAUUCACGUAUGGCAAAACAAUUUAUGAUUUUUUAAUUAAAAUCAUGAAUAAAAUGUCGGAAGAUAAUGACAAUGAUUGGUUAUUGGAAAAUCAAGAAGUCAAUCAAAAUUGUGAUGUUGAAUCAAUGAUGGAAAAUUUAUUUAAAACUGGUGAAUAUUUAACUAUUGAGGCUAAAAAUAAUCAAGAUAAAAAUACUAACACUGAAAACAACAAUGCUUUUGUUAGUUUUUAUAACAACAAUGAAAAUAAUAAUAAUAAUUGUGAUGGUUCAAAUUCAAGUUAUGAUGAAGAACGAGCACUUGAAUAUUUACACUUGAAAAAAAAAGAAUCUGAAACUGUUGUUGUUAAUUCAGUUGUACCCAGUGACCUAGAAAAUUUUGAUAACACACAAUACAAUAAAGAUAAUAAAUUGCCGGACAAUUUUUUUACCAAGCUUACAAGAGAUGCUGAAGAAAUAAUUGUUCAUCAUAAUUCAAGAUCUUAUAAUGAAAAAUAUGACAUUGAAGAAUUUUCUCCAAGACCUCGUUCUCUAAACGAUUCCACUGAAAAUAAUGAAGAUUCAUGGACAAAAUUGAAUGGAAAUUGUUUUGUUAAAAUUGAAUCAGAUGAUGUUGAAAAAGCUCUUGAUUGGAUUGAAGAAAAUAAAACUAAUACAGAAGAAGAUGAUGAUCAAAAAUUAAAAGUUGACCAGAAUGAUAAAGAUCCAUGGAUGGGAGCAAAGGGACGUUGCUCUCUUCAACUUGAACCAGAUGAUGUUGAUCCUCUUGAAUGGAUUGAAGAAAGUGAAACAAUUGAGAAUGAUUAUCAACAAGAGUCAUUUGAAAUUAAAUCUAAUCAUUUGACAAACUCAAAAGCUGACGAUGAGAACAAUGAAGAUCCAUGGAUUAAAUUGAGGUCACGUUGUUGUGUUCAACUCAACUCAGAUGAUGUUGAAAGAGCCCUUGAAUGGAUUGAAGAAAAUAAAACUGAUGCAUCAGAAGAUGAUUGGCAACAAGAAUCAGACACAUUUAAAAUUAAUUCUGAUGGCAUAAUGAAACUUACAGUAAGCGAGAAUGAUGAAGGUGCAGCAUGGAUCAAUUCAAAAAGACGUUGCUCUCUUCAACUUGAACCAGAUGAUGCUGAUCCUUUUGAAUGUACUAAAGAAACAAUUAAAAAUGAUUAUCAAAAAGAAACAGAUAUAUCAUUUGAAAUUAAAUCUAAUAAUUUGAAGAAGCUAAAAGUUGACCAAAAGAAUGACGAUCCAUGGAUCAAAUUAGGAGCACGUUGUUCUGUUCAAAUCAAAUCAGGUGAUGUUGAGAGAGCCCAUGAAUGGAUUGGAAAAAAAGAAAAAAUUAAAGAAGAUUAUGAACAACAAUUUACCACACCAGGUAAAAUUAAUUCUGAUGAUUUGAUAAUUGGGGACUUGGUAUAUGUUAAGUGUCUUGAACAUAAAUUCAAUAAUAAAAAACUUGGGGAUGAAUUAAUACGACAUUGGGCUCGUGAAGUUAAAGAAAAAAUGAAAAAAAAUAAUAAACCAUUUAAUCCAAAUAUUGCUUGGACUAAUAAAUUUAAAAAAUAUUAUAAUAUCACCGGGGAUAAAUCAGAUUUGAAAGUCAAUUAUAAUUCACAAGUUAAAACGAAAAAUUCUGAAUCAUCAUAUCAUUCAAAUGACACUCAUUCAAAUAAAAAUUAUUCAAAUGAACCAUGUGCGAUUAAUAAAAAAGAAGAUGACAUUUAUCUUUAUUACAAUGAUAAUUUUACUGAUCAAUAUGAUGAUGAUGAUGAUUAUUAUUCUCAGAAUCAUUAUAAUAAAAAAAUUAAAAAAGAAAAACAAGACAAUUUUUACAGAAGUUUAAGACAAGAACGAUCUAAAAAAUUAUCAAAAGUUCAUAACUAUAAUCUCAGAAAUAUUAAAAAAGAAAAAAUAAUAUAAAGAUUGUCAAUCAAUUUAUACUUUGUAUUUAUUUUUUUUCUUUUUUUCUAUUAACUCAAAUCAACUUAAAUCAACUUAAAUCAAUUUAAUUUAAUUAAUUUUAAAGCUAAAAAAAAAAUAAAAUAUUUCGCUUGUUAUUUGUAAAUAAUAACAGAAAAAAAAGUUAUUGAUUAACUUGAUGUAUAUUAUUGUUUAUAUUAUUAUAAUAUAUUAAUACAGUAAUUAAAUUAAUAAAUUAAUAAAUUGAUCAAUUAAUAAAAUAAUAUAAAAAAAA
Molecule: messenger RNA, 2443 nt
Organism: Aphidius gifuensis
Lineage: Eukaryota; Metazoa; Arthropoda; Insecta; Hymenoptera; Braconidae
Product: protein PFC0760c-like
Exons: 6
Coding region: 106-2169 (687 amino acids)
Source: RefSeq, a predicted model, not a curated record